Molecule: messenger RNA, 694 nt
Organism: Wyeomyia smithii (pitcher-plant mosquito)
Lineage: Eukaryota; Metazoa; Arthropoda; Insecta; Diptera; Culicidae
Product: transmembrane protein 256 homolog
Exons: 3
Coding region: 58-576 (172 amino acids)
Source: RefSeq, a predicted model, not a curated record
AGACAGUGAUAUUGUAAUAUCAAAAGUUUUCUCGAAAACAGCAUCCUUUUAUCAAAUAUGGGAGUGCGUGACGCCACGAAUUAUUUGCUGUUCAAUAAUCCCGUCGCCAGCGGUGUCUGGGGCUUUUUGUCUUCGAGUAAAUCGAAGACAGCCGCCAUCACCCAACAGGCCGCUAGUCAAACCACGAAGGUCGUUGCGGAAACCCUUCCUCCAAUGUGGAAGCUACUUGGAUCUAAUCGGCAUAUCCUCAAGAUAGCCGGUUUGAGCGGCGCCACAGCGGUUAUGCUGGGAGCGUAUGGAGCGCAUCAUCAUUUCCGCAUCGGUGAUGACAAGGAGCGUGAUCCGAAAACCAUAUUUGAAAUGACAAACCGAUACCAUUUCAUGCACUCGCUAGCGCUUCUAGCUGCUCCACUGGCCAGAAAACCGUAUUUGACCACAAUACUGAUUACUUCUGGCAUGGUGUUGUUUUGCGGAACAUGCUAUUAUAUAUCGUUCACAAACGAUCGUCAGGUCGGAAAAUUCACCCCGGUAGGGGGAUUCCUUCUGAUUUUUGGAUGGCUUUCCUUCAUACUCUAAAUCAUUGAACUGCUUUUCUGUUUUUACUCAUGGCUUCACAGUAGUUGAAUAUAACUACGCAAAAACAAGUUAAAUAUAUGUGUUAGUGUCAAAACAAAACAAAAACAGUAAAAUGAAA